Vigna unguiculata (cowpea) is the source of this 993-nucleotide messenger RNA. Its product is annotated as protein FAR1-RELATED SEQUENCE 5-like. NCBI's taxonomy places the organism in Eukaryota, Viridiplantae, Streptophyta, Magnoliopsida, Fabales, Fabaceae. The record is from RefSeq and is a predicted model, not a curated record.
AUGCAUGUUAGGCAAACAGUUGACAUCAACGACGAAGCUGGUGUUAGGAUCAACAAAAGUUUUCGAUCACUGGUUUGUGAGGCCGGUAGAUAUGAUAACAUAACCUUCAUUGAGCGGGAUGUUCGCAACUACAUUGGUAAACAAAGAAGGUCAUUGUGCAAGGAUGGGGAUGGACAAGCGUUGCUUCGACAUUUCUCACAAAUGAGAGAAUUGAACAACGACUUCUUUUUCGAUAUAGACAUGGACGAAAAUAACAGAAUAUGCAAUGUUUUUUGGGCCAAUGCAAAGAGUCGAGCGACAUGUCAAGAUUUUGGCGAUGUGGUGUCAUUUGACACUACCUACUUAACAAACAAAUACAAUAUGUCAUUUGCGCCUUUUGUGGGAGUCAAUCAUCAUGGGCAAUCAAUCUUGUUAGGUUGCGGUCUUGUUUCUUGUGAGGACACAAGUACGUUUGUCUGGCUUUUUGAGUGUUGGCGUCAAUGCAUGUUCAACGUCGAACCUGAUGGUAUCGUAACUGACCAGUGUAAGGCAAUGAUGAAUGCAAUUAAAGUGGUAUUUUCUAACACAAAACAUAGGUGGUGCUUGUGGCACAUCAUGAAAAAGGUGCUUGAGAAAUUGCAAGGGUAUACGAACUACAAACCUAUAAAGACGGAAUUGAAGAAACUUGUGUACGAUUCCAUCUGUGUUAAUGACUUGAAUGCAAAUGAAUGGUUGUCUACGUUGUAUGAUGAGAGACAUCGUUGGUACGACAAUGCAUUAAGGCAAAAGGCAGAAAAGGAGUUUGAAGCGGACUUCACAUCUGCGAAUACAACUGUUGCAUGUGGAUCUCAAUCACCAAUUGAAAGACAAUUUCAAUUAGAAUACACACACGCCAAAUUUAGUGAGAUUCAAAACGAAUUCAGGGGUAAGAUGAAUUGCUUCAUGAAGAGUGUAUCAAAAGAUGAAACUGCUUGGAAGUAUAUGGCCAAUGAAGAGUGGAUGUGGAAUGGGUAG